UUUAGUCCUGUACUUUAUUGGCACUGUUUGGGACAUCUUUUCCCUCAUGCACUUGAACUGCAAUGGCUAGGAGACUGGGAUUUCUUUGGCAUGCCCUCGGAGCCCACUAAAAUAUUCUGCUGAGAGCCUGUAGGAGGAACCUUAUGUACUUCCUGUCUCACUGGAUUGGGAAUAAGAAGAUUGUUGUUUUCAUCCGAAGGUAAACUGUGGCCGAAGGGAGAAUAUGAGAAUGAGGAAGACUUGACUUCUUCAUUGAUGCAGCUCUAUGUUCUCCCCUCCCUCUUCAUAGCUAAUAGCAGCUAAUCAUAGAUAUUUACAGGGUUCGAUCAGCAUUUCAAAAUCGAAAGCUACCGAGCAUAAUCGCAACAAAUCGACAUCUAAUUGACAUCCAUCUUCGGCAAAGUACUAAUCGGAGAUACGCAAACCAAAUUGUGAAAUUGUGACUGGCCGCAGGGAGGCACCAAUAGACAGUCCACAGAAGACUGAUGGAGAAGUUUCUGAGGAACUAUGAUCACAAAGAACGAAUGAAAAUGGCCAUCCUGAAGCAUGAAGAAACCUUCAGACAGCAGGUCCAUGAACUCCAUCGCUUGUAUAGAGUUCAGAAGCUACUGAUGAGUGAUAUGAAAAAUACUAAGCUGAAGAAACAAAAACACAGAAGGCCUCAUCGGCCUCUUAAUCUGGAACUCCCAGCAGAAGAGUACAUAGUAAAUGCUGAAGAAGAGGUGAUGUUAGAUAUUGAACAAGAGAGCGAUGUAGAGCUAACGCUGGCCAUAGGAGGCAGCCGGAAGAAGAGAGAUGGAACUCCUUUUACUUCCGAGUCAGGAACGAGUUUUUCCUCAUCUUCAACCGAGUCGAGUGGGAUGAAAUCAAGAGGCCUUGAAUGGAGGCUGCAGCAGGCGCAAGACAUAAACCUUGGCUUUCCAAAUGAGAGGGACGGUCCCUUUAAUGUUGAAGAAGGAAUGAAACAGGAUGGGCUGAAGCAGCCACCCUGGCUCGUCCGAUGUUUGAGCCUCAAGAUGGCAUGACCUUCAUAGAUUGCAAAUGUACGUUAUAGUUCGGCAGUCAAUGGCAUUUGGUACCUUGAUAGAUUAAAACCUUCAGUCUGUUAUGUACAUCUUCUGACCAAUGCAUGGCUGAUGCUUGAGCUGAUCAUCUACUUUGUGCUAAAAUUAGUCUUUAUUGUAUCUUCUUUUUCUUUGAUGUAAAAUAUGGGAAACCCAUUGACUAUUUUUGCAACAUGAGGACUUCCUUUGUAGGUCA
Molecule: messenger RNA, 1260 nt
Organism: Phoenix dactylifera (date palm)
Lineage: Eukaryota; Viridiplantae; Streptophyta; Magnoliopsida; Arecales; Arecaceae
Source: RefSeq, a predicted model, not a curated record